Arabis nemorensis is the source of this 939-nucleotide messenger RNA. NCBI's taxonomy places the organism in Eukaryota, Viridiplantae, Streptophyta, Magnoliopsida, Brassicales, Brassicaceae. The record is from the annotation of a GenBank genome assembly.
AUGGGUUCCAUUGAUGAAGAAGAAAGCUCACUCCUUGAAGUUGAACAAUCUCUUUUACAGGAGGAAUUGAAAUUAUAUGCAGAAGAUGGCUCAGUAGACAUUAAUGGAAACUCACCAUUGAAGGAGAAAACUGGAAACUGGAAAGCUUGUCCAUUCAUUUUUGCAAACGAAUGCUGUGAACGUUUGGCUUAUUAUGGCAUUGCCAAGAAUCUAAUCACUUACUUCACUAAUGAAUUGCACGAGACCAAUGUUUCCGCGGCUAGACAUGUCAUGACAUGGCAAGGAACUUGUUAUAUCACUCCUCUUAUUGGAGCUUUAAUAGCUGAUGCUUAUUGGGAAAGAUAUUGGACUAUUGCUUGUUUCUCCGCGGUUUAUUUCAUCGGAAUGCUUGCAUUGACACUCUCAGCUUCAUUUCCGGGUUUAAAGCCAGCGGAAUGCAUUGGCAAUCUAUGUCCACCAGCAACAACGGUUCAACAAGCGGUCUUAUUUUCCGGACUUUACCUUAUCGCCAUUGGGACUGGAGGAAUCAAACCAUGUGUGUCUUCCUUUGGUGCUGAUCAGUUUGAUCAGACCGAUCCAAGCGAACGAGUUAGAAAAUCUUCUUUCUUUAAUUGGUUUUACUUCUCCAUUAACGUUGGUGCAUUUGUUUCAUCAACUCUUCUAGUGUGGGUUCAAGAGAAUUGCGGUUGGGAAUUAGGAUUCAUGAUACCAACCGUGUUCAUGGGACUUGCUACUGUGAGUUUCUUCUUUGGUACUCCGCUUUAUCGGUUUCAGAAACCGAGAGGUAGUCCCAUUACUAGAGUUUGCCAAGUUCUUGUAGCCGCGUACCGUAAAAUGAACCUCAAGAUCCCUGAAGAAAACCGGACAUUUUUGUUCGAAACAUUGGAUUACCYYAAGAUUGACCAUACASACYGUUUCAAGAAAAUCUUUGCACUCUAA